Ictidomys tridecemlineatus (thirteen-lined ground squirrel) is the source of this 2217-nucleotide messenger RNA. The record is from RefSeq and is a predicted model, not a curated record. NCBI's taxonomy places the organism in Eukaryota, Metazoa, Chordata, Mammalia, Rodentia, Sciuridae.
UGCCCAAGAAGCCCUACAUAGAGGCAUCUUGUUGGCUCGGUUUCUCUUUCCCCUUUCUUCCCUGCCCUCAAGAAUUUAACUUUCGUUUCUCUGGUGGUGUGCAAAGCUCAGAGGGCACACUUUAUUGGAGGCAGGCUUAGCAGAUAAAUCCUGGCCACAUCUGCCUGGUCCCGCUGAACCUACUUCAUGCGGGUGUCUGAAGAUCUACUGAGCAAUUUGAAGAGGGCAGAGUUUGGAAAACUUUAGAAGGAAAACCGAAUUUGCUUGGGAAUCUGAGCAGGAGGAAUCUCAGAAGUCAGGACAGGCAGGAGCAGGAAAAUAGAUGCUAUGGCUUCAGCAAUCCUGGGGAAUGUAAAGGAGGAGGUGACCUGCCCCAUCUGCCUGGAUCUCCCGACAAAACCUCUGAGCCUUGACUGUGGCCACAGCUUCUGCCAGGCCUGCAUCACUUCAAAUUAUGAGUCCAUGAUGAGUCAAAAAGGGGAGAGCAGCUGCCCUGUGUGCCAAAUCAGUUACCAGUUUGAGAACCUGCGGCCUAAUCGGCAAUUGGCCAACAUAGUGGAGAGGCUCAGGGGUGUCAAGCUGAACCCAGAGGAGGAGCAGAAGGUGUAUCACUGUGCACGCCAUGGAGAGAAACUCCUACUCUUCUGUAAUGAGGACAAGACGGUCAUUUGCUGGCUUUGUGAGCGUUCUCAGGAGCACCGUGGACACUCCACAUUCCUCUUGGAGGAGGUUGUCCAGGAGUACCAGGUAAGAGAUCAGGUAGAGAGAGGACAGAGACAAUAUCUCUUCUUUACACUCAAAUCAUUGUUGUCGGGGUGGGGACCACAAGGUCUGAAGUGUGGGUCAACUUUUUCCAUCCCUAGGCAUAAGAACUUAAUGCUGAGGAAGCCAAAAACUUUCCCCAAGGAACAAAGAAGAGUAUUCCGAGCUCCUGAUCUGAAGGGGAUGAUGCAGGUGUCUCAAGAGCUGACAGAUGUUCAACGUUACUGGGUUCGCCUGACACUGUCUCCAAGCAACAAUCCAAAUAUUGUCAUUUCUAAGGACCAGAGACAAUUAAGAUAUGUAACCCAAUACUCGCGCAAGCGUGGGAAUUAUCAUGAAGGUGUUUUGGGCUACCCACCUAUCACAUCAGGAAAACAUUACUGGAUGGUAGAUGUGUCCAAGAAAAGUGCCUGGUCUCUGGGGUUGUGUGAUGGAAAAUAUUUCGAAUCUGCAUCUGUCCCUGGACAAAGUAAAAACUAUCAACCUACAUGUGGCUACUGGGUUAUAGGUCUUCACAGAUUUCUCUAUAAUGCUUUUUGUAAGAAUGGUGCCCAUUAUCCUUUGAACUUGGUCCUCUCUCUGACUGUUCCUCCACAACAUAUUGGGGUUUUCUUAGAUUAUGAGACUCGUGAACUUUCAUUUUACAAUGUUACAAACCAUGGGUUUCUCAUCCAUAAAUUCUCCAAAUGUUUCUUUCCUAAAGAAGUUUUUCCUUACUUCAAUCCUGAGACAUGUCCAGAGCCCAUGACACUACACUGGCCAAGCUCUUGAAAUUUCUUAUACCCUCACCCAGUCUGUGCAGUACCUCUGGCCCUUUUGUGCAUCCCAUGCCCCUGAGCUCAUCUGCACCAUUUUAACCACCUUUCCUUGCUGUCUUCAGCCUUUCUGUUAGGAAGUCUUUCACUCAUAAGUAUACAUAAGGAUAUAUAAAUCCUCACAUGAGGAUUUAUCCCAAUAUCUUGUUUAUCUCUCCUAGGGAAUCUUAAUUCAUCAUCUUUCAUGCUUCCAAGGAAAAAAGACCAAUUCCUCAUUAAAUAAUCUCAUUAUUGAGGUAACACCUCUGCCAGAUCUUUAAAACUCUAUUCUUUUUUUGCCACUGACAGAAUGUUUAGGAGAGUUUUCUACCACCUUUCUAUAUUAUUGAGGGCUAUGCAUAGGAGUACCUCUAUAGAAUGACCCCUUAACAUUAUGACAGUUUACCCAUGAUGCUUCUUAUUUAUCAAGGAGUUAAGAAGAUGUGUUCUAAGUGGCAUAUACUAAGAAUAGGUGUUUUUGUUUUUGGUAUGGAGUAUCUAAGUUCAGAUUCUGUCCCUUUACUGAUUAGCUGUGUAACUUUGAAUAACAACAAAAAUAUGGGUGUGCUUAUUUUUUAUGUAAUGAUUUUUUUGUAAUGAUUAAAAAAUUGUACCUGAUACUUUGGAUCAGUGUGAGAAAAUAAAUGAAGUACAAAGCAUC